This is a messenger RNA of Pelobates fuscus (common spadefoot toad), 2704 nucleotides long. It is a transcript of the gene PMEL, whose product is annotated as premelanosome protein. The record is from RefSeq and is a predicted model, not a curated record. The transcript is spliced from 12 exons. Bases 59 to 2704 code for a protein of 881 amino acids. Gene Ontology annotation, cellular component: melanosome; plasma membrane. NCBI's taxonomy places the organism in Eukaryota, Metazoa, Chordata, Amphibia, Anura, Pelobatidae. Gene Ontology annotation, biological process: melanosome organization.
CUGUUAUCUUUUACUUGUAACCGACUUCUGAUUGGAAAGGGACAGAAGUGGAUCCAGGAUGCAAGGAAUCUGGGCUCUGGCUGUUCUCUGUGUGCUCUUUGCAGAAAUAGAGGCUCAAAACGGGUCUCGUAAUAGAGUGCAGCAGAGCAAGCAACCCGUACAAAGUAAUAAACGUGCACCUUUCAAAUCAUGGAACAGCCAAAUGUAUCCCAUCUGGAAUGGAGGAAAGGACCAGAAGAGAGAUUGCUGGAAAGGAGGUGAAGUGACAUUUGAUAUUGUAAAUGAUUCGCCCACAUUGACUGGUGCAAAGACUACAUUCUCAAUCAAGCUCAACUUUCCCAAAAAUCAGACUGUGCUGCCUGAUGGACAGGUCAUCUGGAACCAGAACUGCACUGAAAAUGGUACCUGGGUAUCUUCUGGAGAGCCAGUUUAUCCUGAUGAAACCACUGAAGGAGCUGACUGUUCCUUUCCCGAUGGUCGCCCUUUCCCACUUGGUGCUGAGAAGAGACGCAGCAAGUUUGUCUACGUUUGGCAGACAUGGGGAAAAUAUUGGCAAGUGGUGGAUGGGCCUGUCUCUAAUCUGACUGUGGACACAGAUGACGUACCCCUUGGCUCGUAUAAUAUGGAAGUUGUCGUAUACCACUAUCGUGGACGCCAGAAAUUCAUCCCUAUUGGCAGUACCUCAUCCCAAUUUGCCAUAACUGAUCAGAUUCCUGUCUCUGUAUCAAUUUCCCAACUCCAGGAUCUGAACGAGGCAGACCAGCGUUUCAUUCAGAACAGAGCUGUGUCCUUCUCAGUAGCGGUCCAUGAUCCCAGCCACUACCUCCAGGCUGCAGACAUAUCUUUCUCUUGGGACUUUGGUGAUCAGAGUGGUACACUCAUCACAAGGAAUACAGAUGUCACUCAUACAUAUAUCUCUUCUGGCGUGUUCAGACCAAAAUUAACCAUGCAAGCUGCUAUCCCUAUAUCUCCAUGUGGCAGUACUGCUGCCUCCAUAACAGAGGGGACAGAUACCACCAAUGUGCCUCCUGAGCCUACAACUGAAGCAGAGGCUUCUACUACAGGUGUUCCAGUUUUGCCCACUGAAACCGAAUCUCCAAGUAAUACCACUUUGCCUGUUGAAGCAGAGCUGAUAACUGCAGAAUCCGAGUUAAACAUGGAGGUUGUUACUGUGCCAGAGGUUGUCCCUGCUGAGGGGGAGGCUGCUACCGAUGCUGAGGUUGUCCCUGCCGAGGGGGAGGCUGCUACCGAUGCUGAGGUUGUCCCUGCCGAGGGGGAGGCUGCUACCGAUGCUGAGGUUGUCCCUGCCGAGGGGGAGGCUGCUACCGAUGCUGAGGUUGUCCCUGCCGAGGGGGAGGCUGCUACCGAUGCUGAGGUUGUCCCUGCCGAGGGGGAGGCUGCUACCGAUGCUGAGGUUGUCCCUGCCGAGGGGGAGGCUGCUACCGAUGCUGAGGUUGUCCCUGCCGAGGGGGAGGCUGCUACCGAUGCUGAGGUUGUCCCUGCCGAGGGGGAGGCUGCUACCGAUGCUGAGGUUGUCCCUGCCGAGGGGGAGGCUGCUACCGAUGCUGAGGUUGUCCCUGCCGAGGGGGAGGCUGCUACCGAUGCUGAGGUUGUCCCUGCCGAGGGGGAGGCUGCUACCGAUGCUGAGGUUGUCCCUGCCGAGGGGGAGGCUGCUACCGAUGCUGAGGUUGUCCCUGCCGAGGGGGAGGCUGCUACCGAUGCUGAGGUUGUCCCUGCCGAGGGGGAGGCUGCUACCGAUGCUGAGGUUGUCCCUGCCGAGGGGGAGGCUGUUACCGUUCCUGAAGCUGUCCCUGCCGAGGGGGAGGCUGUUACCGUUCCUGAAGCUGUCCCUGCCGAGGGGGAGGCUGUUACCGUUCCUGAAGCUGUCCCUGCCGAGGGGGAGGCUGUUACCGUUCCUGAAGCUGUCCCUGCCGAGGGGGAGGCUGUUACCGUUCCUGAAGCUGCCCCUGCCGAGGGGGAGGCUGUUACCGUUCCUGAAGCUGUCCCUGCCGCAUCAGUUGAGGUCGCAUCAGCAGCUCAGACUGUGGCUGCCACUGGACAGGAAGAUGUGUUACUACUUGCAAAGAGACAGGCUCCCGAGGAUCCUCUUGUAGGCUGCCUCCUAUAUCGUUAUGGAACAUUUGCAACUGAACUGGAUGUUGUUCAGGGAAUUGAGAGUGUCGAGAUUGUGCAAGUAGACUCCAUAGCGGCUGUCGGUGUGGAGAAUGCUGUGGAUCUCACUAUAACCUGUCAAGGGGGUCUUCCUAGCCAGGUGUGCACAGUCAUAUCUGACUCGAACUGUCAAAUUCCUCAAGAGACACUGUGUAACCCAGUGGAGCCCUCAUCUGACUGCCAGAUGGUUCUACGGCAAGUGUUCAAUGGGACCGGUACCUUCUGUGUCAAUGUGUCCUUAACAGACGACGUUAGCUUGGCUGUUGCUAGUACACAAGUAACAGUGUCAGGAGGUCCAGUAUCCUCAACAAACGGUAUAGUCGUAACUGUUGGCAUUCUUCUGGUUGCCCUGGCUGUGGCUGCUGUUGCGUAUACAUACAGACGUACAAAGUCUUACACGCCCCUACGUACAGAGAAUGCUUCAAUCAACUGGUUCCCUGACCGCUCAUCUCUACGCCUCUUCUUUCAAAAUGCCCUUGGACGUUCCAUAAAUGGCGAGAGUAGUCCCCUCUUAAAUGGUCAAGUUGUGUAA